This is a messenger RNA of Aspergillus puulaauensis, 663 nucleotides long. RefSeq lists its product as uncharacterized. NCBI's taxonomy places the organism in Eukaryota, Fungi, Ascomycota, Eurotiomycetes, Eurotiales, Aspergillaceae. The record is from RefSeq and is a predicted model, not a curated record. The coding region runs from base 1 to 663 and encodes 220 amino acids. The transcript is spliced from 3 exons.
AUGGAGAUAAAGAGAAAAAUAGGGAAAGAACUAGGGCAUGCAUCAGUAGUUACCGUUCGCUCUCACUUACCUUCAAUCUUCGUCUUUUCUGAUCCCCAAUCGAUUUUUAUUUUAUUUUUUAUUUCUUCCCCUGGAUCAUUCUGUCAUACCCACUGCCGUUGCUUCUUUUUGUUGCAUCUAUCGACGGCGUUGUUACGGCGUUGUUGCGGCGCAGUCACCGAACCCUCUUCACCCGUCGAGUUGUCCAGAACAUCAUCAACACUCCAAUCUGCCAGCUUUUCAAAGGAAAGUCUCUCGGCCUUGUUCAAUAUUGCCUCCGUCUUCUUUCAAUCGAGAAAAACAAAACUUCCAACUUUACCACCGCCAGUCUCCAACUACCCCCCCGCGAAACCGUCAAGAUGUGCUCCCAAUACUUCUACAAGUACGAUUGCGGCUGUACCCACCCAGAAGGAGAUGUCGUCUACUGCGCCAAACGAGGCACAUCUUGCACUGGGGUGCGCCAGCAAGUCCGCCGACGAGAGGGCUACAACUGCCCCCAACACGGCGGCUAAUCGUCGUGAUAGUCUUCAGAAACAAAGCCCUGGGUUUAAGGGAGAUCGAUCCGUUAUAUUUCCGACGAACGGAUUGGAUAUCGGUGUUGCCGAGAGGCGAGCCUCUCAGUGA